AUGGAAAACAACCUCACUUCUACCUUAAACGGUUUGAACUCUACCUUGCAAGUUCUUUUCUCACAGAUUGGAUCACUGAAUAACUCCAACAACCAGCCUUCAAGCUCCAGUGGAAUUCCUUCUCAAGCCUUACCCAACCCUAAGGGUGGCAUCAAUGCCAUCACCUUGAGGUCCGGAACCACACUGCAAAAGAGGAAUCAUGAGGAGCCAAGCCAAUUAGAACAUGCCCCAGCUGAGGACAAGCUUGAAGUGGAGGAUGAUGAAAAGGAAGGUAACGUACAAGACACGGUUGAAGUAGAAGUAACUCAACCAGAGAAUAGCGCACUAGAAGAAGCUAAAGCUACCAAAGACGUUACCCCUGUCUCAUUUCCACACCUUGCAAGAAAGCCUAGGAAGCAGAUGGAACUCAACCCAAAAAUGGUAGAAAUCUUCAAAAAGGUUGAGGUAAAUGUUCUCCUUUUUGAUGUCAUUCAGCAAGUACCUAAAUAUGCGAAGUUUCUUAAAGAUUUGUGCAUACAUAAGGAUAGGAUUAAUGAAUUAGAAACUAUUCCUUUAGGUAAUUCUAUAUCUGCAUUGAUGGGAGAUAUACUUGAAAAAUAUAGUGAUCUAGGUCCAUACAUGGUUAACUUGGUUGGAAUUGCUGAGGACGUGCUGGUGAGCAUUAAGGGGCUCACAUUUCCCAUUGACUUCUAUAUCUUGGAAAUGCCCCCAAAUGACUCAGGGAAACCGUCAUCCAUCUUGCUCGGAAGACCUUUCCUGAAGACCUCAAAGUUCAAGUUGGAUCCAUUCCCAGGAACCUAUUCCUUUGAGAUAGACGGCCGAGCAGUGAGCUUCAAUCUGAAUAAAGCUAUGAAGCACCCUCCAGAAGAUCAUUCCAUCUUCCAGUGUGAUAUCAUUGAUGAGACUGUGACUACAGUUCACCAGGAAGAAGUGGAAGAGAAGUACAUGGAGCAAGGUCCAAGUGUGGGGACACCCUCUGAACACAAUGAGGACACUUUGCCAUUAUCACUAGUUCCGGAUAAUCCAGAGCCCAGCCAUGAGCAAAAAUUUGAGCUAAAGCCCCUUCCACCCCACCUCAAGUAUAUUUACCUUGAGGAUAAUCAGAAGCUCCCAGUUAUCAUUGCAAGGGAUCUCACUUCCCAAUAA
This is a messenger RNA of Arachis stenosperma, 1146 nucleotides long. RefSeq lists its product as uncharacterized. Bases 1 to 1146 code for a protein of 381 amino acids. The transcript is spliced from 2 exons. The record is from RefSeq and is a predicted model, not a curated record. NCBI's taxonomy places the organism in Eukaryota, Viridiplantae, Streptophyta, Magnoliopsida, Fabales, Fabaceae.